AUGGCCGAGGCUCAGCAAGUCCCCACCUUCAAGCUGGUGCUUACCACCUUCGUCAAGCGUCACUUGACUGGUGAGUUCGAGAAGAAGUACAUGGCCACACUCGGUGUGGAGGUUCACCCGCUAGGUUUCGAAACGAACUUCGGCAAGAUCCAAUUCGAUGUGUGGGACACCGCAGGUCAGGAGAAGUUCGGUGGUCUGCGUGACGGUUACUACAUCAACGGACAGUGCGGUAUCAUCAUGUUUGACGUCACAUCCCGAAUUACCUACAAGAACGUCCCGAACUGGCACCGUGACUUGGUUCGUGUCUGCGAGAACAUCCCCAUCGUUCUCUGCGGUAACAAAGUCGACGUUAAGGAGCGCAAGGUGAAGGCCAAGACCAUUACUUUCCACAGGAAGAAGAACCUUCAGUACUACGACAUCUCGGCCAAGUCCAACUACAACUUCGAGAAGCCUUUCCUGUGGCUCGGCCGCAAGCUUGUUGGCAACCCCGCUCUGGAAUUUGUUGCCGCUCCUGCCCUUGCUCCCCCCACCGCCGAGGUAUCCGCGGAGCAGCAGGCCGCAUACGAGGCCGAGAUUCAAGCGGCUGCGACUGCGCCCCUGCCCGAUGACGAUGACGAUGACUUCUGA
Molecule: messenger RNA, 627 nt
Organism: Pyricularia pennisetigena
Lineage: Eukaryota; Fungi; Ascomycota; Sordariomycetes; Magnaporthales; Pyriculariaceae
Exons: 5
Coding region: 1-627 (208 amino acids)
Biological process (GO): ribosomal subunit export from nucleus; protein import into nucleus
Cellular component (GO): nucleus; cytoplasm
Molecular function (GO): GTPase activity; GTP binding
Source: RefSeq, a predicted model, not a curated record